Messenger RNA from Cyclopterus lumpus (lumpfish), 2792 nucleotides. It is a transcript of the gene antxr1d, whose product is annotated as ANTXR cell adhesion molecule 1d. The coding region runs from base 221 to 1957 and encodes 578 amino acids. Gene Ontology annotation, molecular function: signaling receptor activity. NCBI's taxonomy places the organism in Eukaryota, Metazoa, Chordata, Actinopteri, Perciformes, Cyclopteridae. The transcript is spliced from 18 exons. The record is from RefSeq and is a predicted model, not a curated record. Gene Ontology annotation, cellular component: membrane.
AGUGCAUUUCUUGUUCUCCGCUCAAGCAGAAGACUUGGAGAGAGCCCGGCUUCAACUCAACACGGCUCCUGUAGCCUGAAUGCACUCCGACGAACAGGACGGAACACCGGCAAAUAAACGCGUUACACACACGCAGUCGAGCCAGAAAGCGAUGGCUGGGAGAACAUGUGAAGAUCUUUAGUUGUCACAGUGUUGGGGCAGUCAACACAAACCGGGAAAGAUGGCGAGGACACAGACUCGCAUGUUCCUCGCUCUGGCUUUGCUGGGAAUUUUCCUCCUCGAUGUGUCGGUAAAAGGAGAGCUACAGGGAGAGCAACAGGAGGAGGAGGAGGAGGAGGAGGAGAGGUCCUGUCAGGGCGCCUUCGACCUCUAUUUUGUCCUGGACAAAUCUGGCAGUGUAAAGAAUCACUGGAUCGAGAUUUACUCCUUUGUAGAACAGUUGGCAGAGAAGUUUAUCAGCCCCAUGCUGCGAAUGUCCUUCAUUGUCUUCUCCACACGAGGAACCAUCAUAUUGAAACUGACGGAGAACAGGGAGGCCAUCACUGGAGGCUUAACAGCUCUGAGGAGGGUUAUCCCCGGAGGAGACACAUUUAUGAACUUAGGCCUGGAGAUGGCUAAUGCGCAGAUACAUCAAGAGAAGCAGGGCACAGCCAGCGUUAUCAUCGCUCUGACAGACGGAGAACUGAAUGAGUGGCAGUUUGACACAGCUCAGCGAGAGGCUCAGAGGGCCAGGUCUAUGGGAGCCAUUGUUUACUGUGUAGGGGUCAAAGAAUUCAACCAGACCCAGCUCGCAACUAUUGCAGACACUGUGGAGCACGUGUUUCCUGUAUGGGGAGGAUUCCAAGCCCUGAGGGGAAUCAUUGACUCGAUCAUCAAGAAGUCCUGCAUUGAGAUUCUAGCGGCAGAGCCGUCCAGUGUGUGUGCAGGAGAGAGUUUCCAGGUGGUGGUGAGAGGCAAUGGGUUUCUCCAUGCCCGAAACAUUGACCAGGUCCUCUGCAGCUUUAAACUAAAUGAUACGCUCACUGUGGACGAGAGACCAGCUGGAAUAGAAGAUACCUUCCUGCUCUGCCCUGCUCCGGUCGUAGAGGAGGUUGGGAGGGUGAUCUACCUGCAGGUGAGCAUGAAUGAGGGCCUCUCCUACAUCACCAGCUCGGUUCACAUUACUACUACAGAGUGUUUUGACGGCACGAUCGUGCUCGUCUCACUGCUGGUGGUGUUCCUGCUGCUGGCUCUGCUGCUGAUGUGGUGGUUCUGGCCGCUCUGCUGCACUUUGGUGAUCAAAGAACCUCCACCACCUCCUCCCCCAGAGCCAGACUCAGAUGAUGAGGACGGGAUGCCCAAGAAGAGGUGGCCCACAGUGGAUGCGUCCUACUAUGGAGGAAGAGGAGUGGGUGGCAUCAAACGCAUGGAGGUGCGAUGGGGGGAGAAAGGGUCCACUGAGGAAGGUGCGAAGCUGGACAAACCUAAAAAUGCAGUCGUAAAAAUGCCAGAGCAGGAAUUUGAACCGUAUGAGCCAAAGCCUCGAAAACCACCACGCCGCCCCCCACAGCAGAGGAGGUGGUACUCACCCAUUCAGGGGAAGCUGGAUGCUCUGUGGGCUUUGUUCGGGAGAGGUUACGACCAGGUAUCUCUGAUGAGACCACAUCCUGGAGACGAGGGUCGCUGUAUUAGUUUCCAACGGGUCAAAAAUGGGGAGUCCACCCCAAACAACCAGACUCCUCCUCGUCCACAUCACUCUCCCUCGCCGCCGCCUCCUCCUUCUCCUCCGCCCGCCGAACAGCGACCUCUGGUCUCCAACUCCGUCCCCCGUACGAAGCCUCCAUCGAGAGGGCCCCGCACCACACCACCUUCCCGCGCGCCCCCUUCCGUGGCCCAACCACCUCCAGGUCCACCCCCAACUCGUGCACCCACAGGGCCCCCAGGACCCCCGCCAUCUCGACCCCCACCCAGGCUCUGACUAAGAAGAGGGCUCAAAUAAACAACUGAUACAUCUCAACUUAUUCCAUAAAACACCCAUGUCCUUCUUUCACCGCAAAGACAACAGAGGCAUACAAUCUUAGAGGCCAGGACCUCUGUGCUUUGUUGCUGGACAGCAAAAAAAUAUUUAUCUGAUAUCAAAAUCAGCGUCUAGUGCAAAAAAUAAUAAUUAAAAAACAACAAACAUGUAGUAACUUGAUUAAACCUGUAUGUACAGUAUUAUAUGAUAUGUUGAUGUAAGUGGUAAGAGGAAGUGCAAUCCUUUCUGGAAAUCUAACAAAAUGGAUUUAGGUGUUGUUGAAAGUUAGACUGAGGCAGUUUCUGUAUGCGUGAUGCUGGUAAAUGUUUUACUUUGGGUUGGCAGAGGAUAAUAAUGUUGAGCAAGGACGUGAUGAUAAAUACAGCAUGUAGUAAAAGACCAGAGCAACGAUGUCAGUUAUAUUUUGGUUUGUUAAUGUACUCUUAGGUUCCUAGAAAAUCAGAUUACUUUUUAUCCAAAUUAAUUUUUGUAAAAGUUUAUUGAUUUUAUUGCAACUGCAGUGCAGUUUCUCCACAUUUUAUUUAUUAUAGUACAAGCCCUGUCUGCAUCUGUUUUCUAUUUAGACUCAGGUGGGUUUCUGGGUUUUCAAAUCUUUGAGGGAGGGGAAUAUCAAGAUGGAUUUAGCAUUCUGGCAUCUGAUGGAUUUGUGGUCUUAUUAGUAUCAAGUAAAAGAUUACAUUGAAAAUGUGUAUUGUACUGCAUUUACUGACUAAAAUGACCAUUCACAUUAUUUCUUUAUUAACCUUUUGUGUCUUCAAUAAACAAUGUUUUUUUU